CAAUUGAUCAUUGUAAUUAGAUAAUGUCCGAAUUAUCUUGGUCACAACAAUUAAUACAAUAUGGACCACAAUUAUUGUCGGAUUGGGAAAAAUAUUAUCAACGUUUAAUUAUAUUCAUUGAUUUUGUACCAUUAUUGGGUCCAUUAUAUAAUGCUGGACAUGCAUUGAAUUUAUUAUGGAUAAUAUGGCGUUCAUCAAUAUUUUCCAAUCAAAGAUCUUCUUCUUCUUCUUCACAAUCAUCGAAUAAUGUUGAAAAUAUUGAUGAUGAAUUCAAUAAUAAUAAUAAUAUUGAAAAUUAUGAUGAAAAUGAUUUGAUUAAAAAUCGUGACAAAUAUCGUCAAGUUCGUGAACGUGGUUUAACGGCCAUUGUAACGGCAUUGAUCGAUAUAUUUACCAUUUGUUUAGCAUUGGCUGUUAUUGCAUUUAUUUGUGAUUGUCUAUUACGUAUACAAACAUUUGCAUUUAUAAGACAUUUAUGUAUAUUGUUUAUUAUAGUCAAUACAUUUGCAUUAACAAUUGGUGCAAAAAUUAUUGCCGGACAGGCUGUUAUCAAUGUUACCAGACAAUUGGAAGAUGUAAAUCAUGUUGGUGUUAGUGUAGUUAAAUCGGCACAUAUUACAGCAUCAGCAAUUGAACGUAUUGUUGAAACAACCGAAACAACGACAAACAUUUUCGUUGGUAGUUGUUAUUAUGUUUGGACACGAUCAGUGUUCUAUACAAUACAAACGAUAACAUUUCCACGUAGGUCAUGGUAUUGGUUAGUUGCUCAAACACGUUUAUUAUUUCAAAAAAUGAUGGCCCGUUUCAAAAUGUUUAUCAAACGUAAUCUAACAUGGAAAGCAAUGUUGAAUUUAUUUACAUUAGGAUUCAGUGGUUGGAUCGUUGGCGUUAUAAAAAGACGCAAACAUUUGGAUUGAUUUCAUUUUAUUAUUUAUUCUCUUUGUUUUUCGUUUACAAUUUUGUUCUGCUAUUUCGAUAAUAUUUUGCUUUCAUCAAGCAUCGUAUAUUCUAUUUUUUCGUUGGUAAACUUUAAUCUUCUGUUUCAAUCAUCAUCAAAUCAUAUUGG
Molecule: messenger RNA, 1066 nt
Organism: Dermatophagoides pteronyssinus (European house dust mite)
Lineage: Eukaryota; Metazoa; Arthropoda; Arachnida; Sarcoptiformes; Pyroglyphidae
Source: RefSeq, a predicted model, not a curated record